CCGCCCCUGGCUGCUCCCCUCCCGUGAGAGUGUGCAGGGUGGGGUUUGCAGCGGUGCCAGCGAGCAGCUGUCAGGGGUGAUGCAGCCUGUGUGGGAGGGAAUACCCCCGGCUCCAGCAUGAGGACUGUGUGAAAGAUGUGUGAGCAGGCAGCGCGCUAUUGCAGGGAGAGCGUCCACAAGAUCCUCCACAAACAGCAGCCGCAGAUCAGGGGACUGGACGGGCUGCUCCGCUGGAUAGUCACCAAGAUGAGCGACAAGAGCAUCCUCUCCGACAGGGAGCUCCUGCAGGAGGGGCCGGCAGCCGCCGGCCAGGUUCUUCCCCCGGGGCAGCGGAAAGGCACCUCGGUGAUCCUGGAUAUUUUCAGACGUGCUGACAAAAACGACGAUGGGAAGUUGUCCUUGGAGGAGUUCCAGGCUUUUUUUUCAGACGGGACUCUUAAUGAAGAAGAACUUGAACAGCUCUUUCGUACCAUUGACUCAGACAACACCAGCAAUGUGGAUACAAAGGAGUUGUGUGAUUAUUUUGCUGAUCAUAUGGGAGACUAUGAAGAUGUUUUGGCUUCGCUGGAGACCCUUAACCUCUCCAUUCUGAAAGCCAUGGACUACACCAAGCGGGUGUAUGAGAGCGGGACCAACGUGGACCAGUUUGUGACCCGUUUCCUACUGAAGGAGACUGCAAACCAGAUCCAGUCUCUGCUGAGCUCUGUGGAGAGUGCUGUUGAUGCCAUUGAUGAACAAACCAAUCAGAUCAGAGGCUACCACAGUAAAUCUGGCCAUGGUGUAAUGGAUACCUGGUAUGACAACCCUGUGCCUAGUUAUUCCCCCAAUAACAGAAUCGUGACCAAGGAGCACAGGAAAAGCUUCCAGACUGGUUCCUCAGAAACCAAGGAAGAAGGGCUGGAAGCUCAGAUUAACAGAUUAGCUGAACUGAUUGGAAGAUUGGAAAAUAAGACUCUCUGGUUUGACCUGCACCAGAGACUGUCAGACAGCGAAAGCACAGCUUGCACAUAUCUCUUUUUGGUGCGGAAUGAGAUGACAGUUUCCCAGAAGCACCUGGGGGAAUUCUGUAGCUCCCUUAAGCAGUACCUGAAGCAUGUGGCAGGACAGAGGGACUGUUUCCAUGUAACUGCAGUGAGGCUCCCGGAUGGAGUCACUUUCAUCGUCUAUGAGUUCUGGGAGACUGAGGAGGACUGGAAGAGACACCUGCAGAGUGCUCCCUGUAAAGGGUUCCAGCAUGUUAAAGUGGACACACUGACUCAGCCUGAAGCAGUUUCCAGUGUGUCUGUGCCAGCUGCCUGGUGCACUCUGAACAGAGAUUGAGUCCUCGGCCGGCACGGAGUCAAGCAGCAAGGUGAUCCGUUGCACUUCCAGGCUCUCUUGCCUUUUCUGUCCAGUGAAUUCUCUCCCCCUUUGCAGAGGACUAAACUCCUGUCUUUUCUAAUGCCUUUGGUACAGGUGAUGUCUUUUGAGUUCACUACUAACCAAGAAUGUCAGCAAUGUAUUUGCUAGGUGUUUGAAGUGAAGGAAAAAACAUAACCACCCCACCCACUGUCAUAGCUCCUAAACGCUCCCCUUAAAGCUUGGGAUGGAGCAGAGUCUGCCAGUCUCCUGCCCCCAACAGCCCCAUUGCAGGGAUUCAUGGGUUUAGUCUUGGCUCUGUCCCAGACUUGCUCUGUGACAGUGGGCAAGUUGCUUAUCCUUCCUGUGCCUCAGUAAAGUGAGGCUGAUAGAACAGUUUGGCCAGAAUGGUCAAAUCCUGCCUGCCAGCACGUAGGGCCUGAUAGUGACAGGCUCAUACUCGAGCCCCAUCUCAUGUCGGAUGCUGUCUGAGAGGGGCCAGCAGCAGGUCACCUCCCUUAAGGAGUCUAAAUAUCAGCGCUGGUGUUAGUUUCUUUGUCCAGUAGUUUUGAAAGAAAAUAAUUUAUAGCAGGGGCAGGACUACGCUGUAAGAGUUCUCCCUGAGGUUUCACUGGUUCACCGCUGCAUAGCAUAACAGGCCUUACUCUUAGAGAGAAGGAGACAUUCUGCCACUGCCUUAGAACUAGAUACAAAGGGGUCACCUUUUUAAUUUGUUCAUCAGGUUUCUCCUUUAUAGGCUGCUGAAAAGAACCACUUGCCUUUCUCCUUCCCUCCCCAGUCCUACCUCUUGAUUCCAUAAUUAGUUUCCUUCACAUUAACACCAAUGCAUGCUAAAUAAGCCUUGAUGUACUAGAGAUGCCUUCUGGCUGUAGAAAGUAGCAAUCUGUUCCUUUACUAAGUUUGGUGCAUUUUGUAUUUGUUUCUAAUAGGGACAGAAGCAGGGGAGACUAGUUUUUGGGAUGCAGGCUUGCUUAUUUCUUCACUUUGACUGUAACAUUUGAUAUUAUUCUAGCUGUAUGUUUGAUAUCAUCGGGCUCUAAACCCAUCGUACACUGUAGGAAAUUUAAUAUUAGGAUAUGUACAGUUAGAUAAUACAGAGACCAAAUAAAAUGUAAGUGGGAAA
This is a messenger RNA of Caretta caretta (loggerhead turtle), 2482 nucleotides long. It is a transcript of the gene NECAB2, whose product is annotated as N-terminal EF-hand calcium binding protein 2. Gene Ontology annotation, cellular component: cytoplasm. The record is from RefSeq and is a predicted model, not a curated record. Gene Ontology annotation, molecular function: calcium ion binding. Gene Ontology annotation, biological process: regulation of amyloid precursor protein biosynthetic process. NCBI's taxonomy places the organism in Eukaryota, Metazoa, Chordata, Testudines, Cheloniidae.